This is a messenger RNA of Fulvia fulva, 2367 nucleotides long. RefSeq names its product Phospholipase A-2-activating protein. Gene Ontology annotation, molecular function: ubiquitin binding. NCBI's taxonomy places the organism in Eukaryota, Fungi, Ascomycota, Dothideomycetes, Mycosphaerellales, Mycosphaerellaceae. Gene Ontology annotation, biological process: proteasome-mediated ubiquitin-dependent protein catabolic process; ubiquitin recycling. The record is from RefSeq and is a predicted model, not a curated record. Bases 1 to 2367 code for a protein of 788 amino acids. Gene Ontology annotation, cellular component: nucleus; cytoplasm. The transcript has 5 exons.
AUGUCUGGCGACUUCAAGCUGUCGGCGACGCUGCGAGGCCACGAAGAAGAUGUACGUGCGGUCGUCUUCCCCAGCAGCCACCACCUCUUCUCCGCCUCUCGCGAUAACACCGUCAGACAAUGGACUCUGACUUCACCGAAGCCCCCGACUUACGACGAUACGAUUGCACUUUCCGGCUCUCACUGGUUCAACGCCUUGGCUCAUGCCGCGCCGUCGAAAGCACACCCUAACGGACUAGUUGCGACUGGUGGCAAGGAGACAUUUGUGUUCGUCAAGAAUGUUGGGCAGGCGCCAGAGGAGGACCCUCACCGUCUUCUGAUCGGACACGCUGGCAACAUCUCCUGCCUUGCUUUUAACCAGGAUGGAUCAAAAGUCAUCAGUGGCGGAUGGGAUAGUCAGGUAUUUGUCUGGGACGUAGAAGCAGGGAACGUAACAGCAGAGCUGACAGGACAUGGGGGUCCUAUUUGGGGAGUCAUGGUCUUCGACGAGAAGCUGGUCUUGACGGCAUGCGCGGACAAGAUUGUCAGGGUCUUUGAUAUCAACGGCAAAGCUCUAGGUGCUAUUCAAGGCCACACAGACGUCGUGCGGUGCUUCUGCAAGAUCCCGGAUGGCCACUGGUCUGGUGCGGCCUUUGCAUCGGCAGGCAACGACGAGGUUAUACGCCUAUGGGGUAUUGAGGGCACCUCGAUGGGUGUGCUGGAUGGUCACACUGCAUACAUAUACAGUCUCGCCAUCCUACCGAACGGCGAUAUCGUGAGCUCAUCGGAAGAUCGCACUGUACGCGUAUGGCGGGAUGGCCAGUGCAUACAGACCAUCACCCACCCAGCAAUAAGUAUAUGGACUGUUGCAGCGUGUCCCGAAACAGGAGACAUAGUGAGCGGAGCUAGCGACAAGAUCAUCCGAAUAUUCUCGAGAGAUCCGGAACGACAGGCUGGCGCCGAGGCUGUUCAACAGUUUGAAGAAAGCAACCGCAUGUACGCUAUUCCUCAGGAGACUGCAGCUCAGGGUGAGCCGUUUGAGAAGGAGAAUCUUCCGGGACCAGACGCACUUCAGACGCAGGUCGGCCAAAAAGAAGGUCAACAAUUGUUCAUUCGCGAACAAGACGGAAGCGUUACUGCACACCUAUGGUCUGCAUCGACUAGCCAAUGGAACUUGAUCGGAACGGUGGUCUCCGGCCAAGGUACUGGCUCGGCGAAAAAGACUUACAACGGCAAGGAGUACGACUACGUCUUUGACGUCGACAUCGAAGAUGGCAAGCCUCCUUUGAAGCUCGCCUACAACCUCACGGAGAGUGCUUGGGACGCGGCGCGGCGGUUCAUCGAAAGCAACGAGUUGCCUCUAUCAUACUACGAACAGGUCGCCAACUGGAUCACAGAACAGACCCGAGGUGCGAAGAUAGGUCAGGACUCAAAGCCCGCUACCCAACCAGGCCCGGCUGCAUCCGACCCCUGGGGAUCAGACAAGAGAUAUCGACCUGGAGACGUCGGGUCCGCUUCGGUGUCGGGACAGCGCAAGAUACCUCAGCGUGGCUACCUCACCAUUAUCGAGGGCAACCCUACCAACGCCAUCAACAUCAUCGUACAGAAGUCUGAAGAGUUAUCAAGCUCUGGUCAGAUCUCGUCUGAACAAGCAUUACAGCCAGAUGAGCUUGAAGAUAUCAAGAAACUCCCAACCCAGCUGCAAAACAAGCAAGAUCCACGUCCGACUGCUGCUCAGAUCUCAUCUCUGCUGAAGGUGGCAUCGCAAUGGCCCGUCAAGAGUAGGGUCCCCGCUGUGGGCGUCCUGGCUCUGCUCUCUGUGGCCUCCUCCUUCGUGACCGCAACCAGCUCUGGAGACGACACGAUCGUGGAGACCGUGAGUAGGGCGGGGCUCCUCCAGGCUCAACAAGAGACCACCAAUAAUGUUGUACACGCCAUUCGUCUACUCGUCAACCUCUUUCAGACGGAGUCAGGGCGUUUGAUCGUAGAUGGCACACUCGAUGCCGUGUUGAAACUCGUUCGACCAUUCGCAGCUCAACCGGAGUCCGUCGCACAGGCCAAGGCACUCUCCACGCUGUACCUCAACUUCGCAGUCCUGCUGACGGAAGGUGCAUCACCGAGCGAAGCUCAAAUGCGUGAGGCACGGGCAACAUUGCUUCUCACGGACAUCGCGAUGCUGCUAGAGAGCGACAGCCCGCAUGCUGGAGACGGAGACGUUGUCUAUCGAGCCCUGGCAGCUCUCGGUACCCUGUGCUCGCUCGGUAAUGAAUUCCGAGCUCGACUGGAGGGUGGCGUUGCAGGCACUCUCCACGUGGUCGCCACCAAGCCAGGCUCGCAGCUCCCAAACACAAAGGAGCUAAUCCAGGAGAUUCGAGACGAGCUUCGGUGA